CUUAGUGACAAUUUUACACAACAUGAAUUUGCUGAUUUCAACCAUCGUAUGUCAUCAUUUGCGAACCUUCCCGAUUACGUGGACUGGCGGGAAAAGGGAGCAGUGACUGAGGUUAAGACGCAGGGACACUGCGGCUCAUGCUGGGCCUUUAGCACUACCGGGGCUCUCGAGGGCCAAGUUUUCAUCAAGACUAAUCGUUUGAUAUCUCUAUCAGAGCAAAACUUGAUCGAUUGUACGAGCAACUACAGAUGUCGUGGCUGCGGGGGCGGAUGGAUGAAUAAUGCUUUCCAGUACAUUAAGGACAAUGGCGGGAUCAAUACUGAGGCUUCAUAUCCAUAUGAAGCGCAGAAUGACCAGUGCAGAUAUAAUCCCAAUAAUGUAGGCGCAACCAACAACGGAUACGUAAAAAUUCCGAGGGACGAAAACAAGUUGAAGGAGGCAGUGGCAACUGUUGGCCCUAUAGCAAUAACCAUUAACUCUUUGCCGUCAAUCCACCAUUACGGAGACGGGGUAUACUACGAUCAGGAUUGCGAUCCUGACAAACACAACCAUGCGGUUCUAGCUGUGGGAUACGGCACGGACGCGGACGGAGGUGACUACUGGAUCGUGAAGAACUCCUGGGGCAAGGGAUGGGGUCGCAGUGGCUACAUCAAGAUGGCGCGGAACCGGGACAACAACUGCGGUAUAGCUAGCAGUGCCUCGUAUCCCCUUGUCUGAUUUCAAGGACAUUGUCGGCUAACGUCUC
Molecule: messenger RNA, 745 nt
Organism: Cydia amplana
Lineage: Eukaryota; Metazoa; Arthropoda; Insecta; Lepidoptera; Tortricidae
Product: cathepsin L-like
Exons: 4
Coding region: 49-717 (222 amino acids)
Biological process (GO): positive regulation of apoptotic signaling pathway; positive regulation of peptidase activity; immune response
Cellular component (GO): lysosome
Molecular function (GO): cysteine-type endopeptidase activity; cysteine-type endopeptidase activator activity involved in apoptotic process
Source: RefSeq, a predicted model, not a curated record